Molecule: messenger RNA, 2112 nt
Organism: Dioscorea cayenensis subsp. rotundata (Guinea yam)
Lineage: Eukaryota; Viridiplantae; Streptophyta; Magnoliopsida; Dioscoreales; Dioscoreaceae
Product: exocyst complex component EXO70H1-like
Exons: 1
Coding region: 163-2112 (649 amino acids)
Biological process (GO): exocytosis
Cellular component (GO): exocyst
Molecular function (GO): phosphatidylinositol-4,5-bisphosphate binding
Source: RefSeq, a predicted model, not a curated record
CACACGCAUCGUUUAAUUUUGUAUUAGUAUUAACGUCCUCUAAUACGCAAUCUCAGCCGUCCAUCUAUCUAUCUAUCUAUCUUUAUAUAUAUAUCUCGAAGGCUCUCUUAUCUUUUCCCAUUCUUCAGGGACUUGAGCAUAUUUGCGUUGUAAUUACAAAAAAUGCCACGCUUAGGACUUCGAGCUCUCUUCUUUGGCUCUUAUCACGAGAGCCAUCAUCCCCAGCGGCUCCAUGAUCCAAUCUCCAAUCAUGGCCGUUCGUUAACUGCUCCUCCAUCUCCAAGCUACUAUCCUGGCCGUUCAUCAAGUGUAACUUGUUCUCCUUCCCGCCAGACCUUCUCUGCAACUAUGAUGGACGAGAACAUCGCCCUCACUGAAUCCAUCAUCAUGAGAUGGGAUCCCAGUACGAAUCUCGAGGCGAGAAUGACGUCACUUUUCCGGUCAGAUAAGCGCGAGGCUGGCCUUCUUCUUCGCGCCGUCGGCGACCUCCAGCGCGCCAUGCUCUUCUUCUCGUCUGAUGAGCUCGCCGGCGACCCCGCCGUCCGUUCCCGCAACCUCGUCCGCGCCCAGGCUUUGAUGCAGGCGGCGAUCCGCCGGCUCGAGCACGAGCUUGAUCUCCUUCUGUCUUCCUCUCCUGAUCCUCUGGAAUCCAUUUCCGCUCGCACCUCCAGCUCCUCCGGCAACGACGAGUUAUCCGACGAGGAAAAGAUCUCGUCGGCUUCCGAUGCUGUCCCCGCCGCCGACGACGACCUUCGAGCUAUCUCUGAAGCCAUGAUCGCCGCCGGGUACGGUAAGGAGUACGUCCGGAUCUACAAAACCCGCCGGAAAUCCAUCGUCGAUGAGGGCCUCUACCGUCUUGGCUUCGAGCGGCUAUCCUCGUCCCAGAUCCAGAAGCUCGAUUGGGACAUCCUCGAGCUCAAGAUCAAGUCCUGGCUCCGCGGCACUGGUCCGGCCAUCCAAACCCUCUUCUCCAGCGAGCUUACUCUAGCCGAGCACGUCUUCUCCGGCUCCAACUCCAUCCUCGAGUCCUGCUUCGCCGACAUCACCCGUGACGCCGCCACCGCCCUUCUCUCCUUCCCAGACUCCAUCGCCAAAACCAAAUCCACGCCGGAGAAGCUCUUCCGAAUCCUAGACCUCUAUGACACUAUCUCCACCCUCCUCCCUUCCAUCAAGACCCUCUUCUCCUUCGAAUCCACCACCAGCGUCCUCUCCCAAACCCUAACCUCAUUGCAAAAACUCGAAGAAACAGCGAACUCUCUCCUCGCCGAUUUCGAAUCACUCAUCCAAAAAGACGCCUCCAGGUCAGCAAUUUCAGGCGGUGGGGUCCACCCUCUGACACGGUACGUCAUCAACUACCUCAUUUUCCUCGGCGAUUACAAGCUCCCACUCGCCAAUAUCCUCGCCAAUUCAAACCCAUCAUCACCCCAAGAACCAGAUCCAGAGGAAAGCUCGCUCUCAUCUCCAAUGGCGAAGAGGAUAUCAUGGCUCGUUUUCGUCCUUCUCUGCAAGCUCGACAGCAAGGCCGAGACCUACAAACACGUCGGCCAAUCCUACCUAUUCUUAGCUAACAAUCUCCACUACAUUGUGAACAAGAUCAGUGAAUCCGAGCUCAAAGAAAUCCUCGGAGACGAAUGGCUUCAAAGGCACUCCGCCAAAGUUCGUCAUUAUAUGGGCAACUACGAGAGGCUGGUCUGGGCGACGGUGGCGGCGGCGAUCCCGGCCGUUGGUGUAGCGACGGCGGAGGAGGCCGGAGAAUCAAUGAAGGCCUUCAAUGCUGCAUUUGAGGAGGCUUCGCGGAAUCAAGGGGAGUGGGUGGUGGUGGACAAGACAUCGAGAGACGAAGUCCGGGCUUCGGCUGUGCGAAUGGUCGUGCCGGCUUACCGGGGAUUCUACUGGCGGUGCAGGGAGUUGCUCGGCGGCAGCGCCGGCUCUGCGGCGGUGAGGUAUUCGCCGGAGGACGUGAGGAACCGGAUAGAGGAGCUUGUUUCUAUUUCUCCGGGUUCGGGCUUGGGUUCCAGCCCGAGUUUAGGUUCAGGUUCGGGCACGGGCUCAUGUUGGGCUUCUGGUCCGGGUUCAAAGUUAUCGUUCUGUUGGCGUAGUGAUACAAAAUAG